Molecule: messenger RNA, 4481 nt
Organism: Dicentrarchus labrax (European seabass)
Lineage: Eukaryota; Metazoa; Chordata; Actinopteri; Moronidae
Gene: nudt4b
Product: nudix (nucleoside diphosphate linked moiety X)-type motif 4b
Exons: 5
Coding region: 494-1054 (186 amino acids)
Biological process (GO): diadenosine pentaphosphate catabolic process; adenosine 5'-(hexahydrogen pentaphosphate) catabolic process; diadenosine hexaphosphate catabolic process
Cellular component (GO): nucleus; cytoplasm
Molecular function (GO): diphosphoinositol-polyphosphate diphosphatase activity; bis(5'-adenosyl)-hexaphosphatase activity; endopolyphosphatase activity
Source: RefSeq, a predicted model, not a curated record
GGCUGCCUGUUCAUUGUACUGAGUCAGCGGCCAUGCGCAAAUGGAUCCAGAGGAGGGCUGUGCUGUGUAGGCUGUAGUCUACAUAAGAUCUGUGCCUGCGGGGCUGCACACUCACUGCCGACUUGGAAAUCACAGGCAGCAACUGGAGGCUUCACUUUGCAUUUGAAUCAUCUGAGAGACGCACUGAUUUUUAUUUUUGUUGUUGUUGUUGUUGUUUGUUUGUUUUAUGAGGAAAAACAUAAAUCCGGGAUAGUCUGACGGGUACCUUGGGAUCUCUCCAGCAAACCCUCCUCCUCCUCCUCCUCCUCCUCCUCUUGCUACUGACCAUCUCGGACCCCGCGGAUGCAGAGAGCAGCAACGAUGCGGCGGCUCUGCUGUUAACUCGUUGGACCCUCCUCCUCCUCCUCUUCUUCCUCCUUCUCUCUCUCUUUUUUUUUGUUUGCCGUUUUUUUUUUUUUUUUUUUGUAUCUAAAGGAGGCAGAAUAAACCCACAAUGAAGCUCAAGCCGAACCAGACCAGGACCUACGAUGGCGAGGGCUUCAAGAAACGAGCAGCGUGUCUGUGCUUCAAGAAUGAACGUGAGGAAGAGGUUCUGCUGGUCAGCAGCAGUCGGCACCCAGACCAGUGGAUCGUUCCCGGAGGCGGGAUGGAGCCAGAAGAGGAGCCGUGUGGUGCAGCAGUGCGGGAGGUGUUUGAGGAGGCUGGCGUGAAGGGCAAACUAGGACGUUUGCUCGGUGUAUUUGAGCAAAACCAAGAUCGGAAGCACAGGACGUACGUGUAUGUGUUGACUGUCACAGAAACGCUGGAGGCUUGGGAAGACUCCGUCAACAUAGGCCGUAAGCGGGAGUGGUUCACCGUCGACGAGGCCAUCAAAGUGCUGCAGAGCCACAAACCCGUCCACGCCGAGUACCUGAGGAGGCUCCAGCUCAGCUGCUCCCCAACCAACGGAAACUCCAUCCUCCCGAGCCCCCCGCCGAACGACAACUACCCCCAUUACAGCGCCACCGCCACCACUCCCUCGACGGGCAGCGUGUUGGGCACCUCCUGCAGAUAGGACUGCACCAAAACCUCGUGUCCUGUCCAGCUCGGGCACUUCACUGAAAGUCUGUACAGUCUUGCAUGAAUCUAACGACUUUUCAGAGUUACGGCUCUCCUGUAUGUAUAAUUUCUAGUCUUAGCUGCAGGACAGACCAAAGCCAUCGCCAGAACUGUGUUAAAGACUCGUGUGACAGAGCGGGAGAAGUCUCUGACAGAACAACUGUGGAUAUAGCUGUCUCAAGAACUCUUUUUCUUUUGCUGGCAAACACCAGACUGAUGAGCUGAAGCUUGGGAAGGAGAAGCUGCAGUGGACUCUGCGUGCAUUAAUGACCUGGUGAAGGAAUGCCUUACAGAAACUGUAUGAAUGUUGUAUUUGGGUUGUUUUAUUUCACUAAAGGCCAUUUUUAUUUUCUUUUUAGCAGAAUGGAUAUGCUUUCUAGUCAAUAAAAAGAGUAAUUGACCCCAAAGCACGUCCAUGUGGGGAAUGUUUCCAGACUUAAUAAUGUUUUAGUCAUCAACCCAUGAUGAUAACAGCAUAUAUCAUAUUCUACUACAUGGAUCAUGGAUUUAAAAAAAAAAAAAAGCCUGAGCAUUCAUAUGUUGCAUUUUAAUAUAAAGUGGGGAUUUUUUUCACACAAUGCAAUCACUAAUUAACAUUUUUCUAAAGAUUAAGUUAUUGGCCUAAAGUGAUGAAGCCACCUCCAACAUCUCCUUUCUACAAAAUUAAAUUGGGGAAAAUGUCAUGAUAGAAAUGUCUCUCAGCCCAAAAAGACAGGGUCAAAGGUCAAAGACGUACUAUCUCACAGGACUGUACCAGCUGUCAGAGAGUUGAUAUGAAACUAAAAACUGGAUAUGAGUCAUGAUGCUGUGUUUAUAGUUAAACUUUAACCUCUGAGGUUUUACACACGUCCGCUAACCUUGACUGUUCCAACAAACCGGUCUGUUGUCCAUUUAAAAGCCACAUACCUUUCGUCAGUGUUUACUGUUUCCCAUGUUGUCACAGUGAAAGUAUUUAAUGCUGUAAAAGUACAUCUCUGCCUUAGGUAUUGUGCUGCUAGGGUCAAUUGAGUUUAUUUCAACUCUGGUCAUUUAAAAAGUGGAUUUUUCUUCAAAUCAUUUGUGUAUUUUACUUUAAAUGAAAAUGACUAUCUCUAAAUUAAUGCUCAGCAGUUUUUAUCAUGACUCAUGGUGCUGCAAGGCGAUUGAAAACAAAACGACAACCAAAUGACGUAAUUUCCUUGUACUAUAUGAUUGUUUCCUUAACCACCUGCAGGUGACUAAGAUUACUUGAGCCUACGGCUGCAACUAACAACUACUUUCAUCAUAGUUGCAUUUGCCAAUUAUUUGCUUGAUUAAUCAAUUUAUGAUUUGGUCUAUAAAAUGUAGAAAAAGAGUUAUCACAGUUUCUCUCCAUCAAUUAAUCGUUGCAGCUCUACUCGUAUCCCACUAAGUCUGGGGCAGAUUUUACUGGUUCAAAAAAUACAACAAAAAUGCAGUUUUAAUAUACAUUUUUAUUAUUUCUUUGGGGUUUUUUGGUUGCUGCCUAAACAAGCUCAAUUUUGGGGUCAUCAUCGAGUCAGUGUCCGGGGCCCCUUCUUUCUCUCUCCAUGUGUCCUAUAUGUAUUAUAUACUGUCAGUUAAAGGCAAACACAACUACAACAACUACAUUUUGAAUAUGGAGACAGAAGUCCAAAGAAAAAUGGCUCAACUCAGCAGUUAAACUGUAAACAUUUGAUAACAAUGUUUUGCUUAUGUAAGCGUUCGCGCUGAAAAGAGACACCCACUCACUCCUGUGUUGACAGCUGAAUGACGACUAGUAACCAUACAGAGAUUUGUAAAUAGCUUUGAAGAGAAACAUUGAACAUGUGUUUUUAACCUGAAUGAAUCUGUAAAAUUUCUCUUAAUAUUUUAUAUAUUUUUUAACAAUGUAUAAAUUGCAGGAAAAAAACUGUGUAGAAAACCCACUGAGAACAGUAUGUACAGUGUAUUUGUAUCGAUGACAAUGUGCCACAGGUUUAGGAUAUGAAGGCUGGUUGGUUUGGGUCUUAGAAUGAAAUAGAGACGGUAAAAUUACUGCAUUUUAAAAUCACAAUUUGGUGAAAUCAGUGUCUGUCCAUUAGGAAUGAAGAUGAUCAGUGAGACGGCACGGAAUAAGGCCUGGAUAGAUUUAAUUUUAGAGAUGUUGGGAAAACUAAACACAGUUUUUACAAAAUAUAUAUAUACAUAGCAUCUUGCUGAUCAACUUGUGUGCAUCAGAUACUCAAGACUGAGUAUUAAUAUAGACAUAAAUGAUGAAAUUGGGUUUUUAUAACAUUUUUUGGGUGGGAUAUGUAGUUUUAGAAAAUAAAGCCAGGGCAGUAAUUAUCAGAGAAAUGUUUUGGAGGCUUAGGUAAAACUGAAAAGUUGAAUUGGUCAUACACUUUCACUUUCACAGACAAAUAUUAAUUGUCUCGUUUAUUUCCCAUGUGACCCAGACUUAUCUUUCAAAACUCAUUUCAACUGCUCCAUUGCAGUGUUUUAUCUGCAGUAUCAUAAACUCUGAUACACCAAUUCAGCCCUCAUAAACUUUCAGCCUAGUGUGGCGUAAAUAAGGACUCCAACCACCUCAAACCUCUGUGUGUGUGUGUGUGUGUGUGUGUACGUGUGUGUGUAUGUGUGUAUGUGUGUAUGUGUGUGUACGUGUGUACGUGUGUAUUGUUGGUUGAUGAACGUGAAAUAUGAUGUGCCAAACUGAAAAAAAAUUUUGGUGUUCAGGUGGGAAAAAAGUUUUUAUGUCACAUUAAAUUAUACAGAUUUCUAGGCCAAAAUUAUAAUAACCUUAAACAUUGUUAUGAUUCACUUAAUUAAUGUAAUUUCAGAAUAUAACUAUUAUAAUGUGAACAAGUGUGUUUUAAGAGCUGCAUCCUUCAAUGUUGAAAUAAUGAUUAAUGAACCACAUGCACUUAUUCUUUUUACCCCAUACUGUUUUUAAAAUCCACUUGCCAUGUGACAUAAAGUUAACUCAAACCCAUUAAUCAUGAAGUUAUGUGGCUCAGUGUCCCCCUGAAACACCUUCUGUCUCCAACUGUUGGACCCUGUGUUUGAUGCUUGGGUCUAUGUUGAACUGUGAAUGCUGCUUGUAUGGAGUAAAGCAUGACAGUGCGGAUACGAAUCCAACAAAUGAAAUGUAUGCGCUCAAGUACAAAAAAAAAUGUAAGACACUAAAGGACCGGUGUCGUGUGUGUUUGGUGGAUUUUGGACAGCUUGAUUGUUUGCUGAACACAUUGUAAUGUCACAUGGGUGUAUACGGAGAAUUUUACUCAAAUCAACUGAAAUAUUUGUCACCAUUUUGUCAUGAAUAUUAUGCACAAAAAAGUUUCAUGUGAACGUGAUUUGAAGACCUGGACUGGAAAGAUUGUUUCUGAGAAAAAGAUUGCAUUAAAGGGGGAAAAAUCUUAUUGCAA